This is a messenger RNA of Caenorhabditis angaria, 2284 nucleotides long. NCBI's taxonomy places the organism in Eukaryota, Metazoa, Nematoda, Chromadorea, Rhabditida, Rhabditidae. The record is from the annotation of a GenBank genome assembly.
AUGGAAAAUGAUGAGUAUUAUGAUAAAUUUCCGGCAACACAAAUGGUAAGUAUUUUCAAAGAUUCCGUAAAAUAGAACUUGAAAUAAAAAUAAUUCCAGUUCGAUAAAAUAGUUUGGCAUUUCCGAUCAAAUAUGCCGUUGAAAACAAAUCAAAAAUAUAUCGUAACAAGUGUGAAGAACAGUUUUUCUGGAAAAGACGCAGUGGAUUUUUUGACUGAAGAGAUGCCAAAAAUCGUUCCCGAUAAACCAACAAACCGCUCAAAUAUCAAAAAGUUGGUUGAAAUGAUGUAUGAUUCGAAAAUUAUAAUUGAACCUAUGUCAAUGAAAAGUCAAGAAGUUAUUGAAUCAUGUAAAGGAUUCCGUGAGAAUCGAAUUUAUAUAUUUGGAAAAACAUUAGAAGAACUUCGACAACCAACGAAGCGAUCAAGAAGAUCUGCUUCAUUCAACGGUGUUCGAAAGAGGUUUUGAAAUAGUUUUUUUUUUUCAAAUUAUGAUAAAUGUUUUCUUUUCAGCAUUCAAACAACCCAAGACAACACCAAAAAAUCGCCUGUCGCACCUCAAGAAAUUCGGAAAAUAAGAAGACUGUCAAGAUCGAAUGGAAAUUUGGCGAAAUUGGAAUCAUCGAUUGGUCACGAAAACAAAGGUUUUGAUGAGAAUUUAUCCGAUCCCUUGAAUAUUCGAGAUAUAGAUUUCAAUAAAAAAGAGCCGCUUUAUGAGAAAAAAGACAAAAAUUAUGAUUGGUUGCCGUUUUUCAAAUCGAAACGUUUUCAAACGAAACAAGAACAGAAGGUUCCGAAAAGAUCAGUUUCUCUUGAUAGAAAUCAUGUGAAUUUGUUGGGAUCUCCAAGUAAAGCAUUAUCACCUAUUCCGAAAGCAUCAGAUGAUUGUGUUGUUGUUCUUCAUCCAACCGGAGAAGUUCCAAAAUUAUCGAAAAAUAUUUCAAGAAGUAAAUUAUAUGAAUCAAUUGCUCGAAGACAACAAACUCCAACACAACAAUCAGUUCCAUCUUCAUCUUUGUACUGUUCUUCAAGAGAUACUCGAAUUAUAUGGAGAAGUGAAUUGAUUAAAAGUUUAACCGGUUUGAUGUCGAAACCACCGCCAACUGAAUUGACACAUAAUAUUGAUGGAAAUGAAGUAGAAUAUAAUUCAAAUCCAAACAAUUAUGAUAUUGAUGGAGUUGUGAAAUCAAGAACAACUGGAAUGACUUUAGAAUAUCCAACAAUUGUUGUACAAUUUAUGGAAUUUCUUGGAAGAUAUCCGUUUUCGAAGAAAAAUGAAAUUGUCAGUGAACAAAAUGUUUGUAAAAUUUUUGCAACAUUGGUCAAUAGACUUGGUGAUUUGAAUGCUCCAUUAUAUCCGUAUGAAGCUGCAUAUCUGGUUGAUAUUUUGACAAAACAUGAACAUUUUGCAGGUAAAUUUUCAAAUUUUUAACAAUUCAUUUUCCGAAAAUAAUAUUUCUAGAACUUCUGGAAAUGAAUAGAACAAGACAGUGGAAUGCACAACAACCAAUUCGAAAUAUGCAUGGAGAAGAAUAUGAUGGAUUUUCAAAGGAAUUGCCAGUUUGUGGAGUGCGUGCAUCUAUGCAUCGAAGAAAAACAAUAUCACCAGCUGAACUACAUUCUGGUUCAUUAUCUUCAUCUUCUUCAUCCAUCCAAGGUAAUUUUUCAUUUUGUGUUUUCUCCACCUUUUUGGUUAAAAUCAUGAUGUGAGAAUAUUGAGACGUGAACUUAUUUUUCGAUUUCAUACGUGUGAUACUAAGUAUCAGAUAUCUUCAUUUCACCUAUUUCCAGAUGAAAGCACAUAUAAAAUUCGAGAAUCUUGGUUAAUCAGUGCAAUUCAAUUAGUUAUACUUACAAUUCCAACAGCAAGACGGAGAAAAUUGCAUAAAUUUAUUAUGUUUAUGAGAUCAAUUUCAACAAAUGAAGUACUCGAAUUGGCUGAUAUUUCAAAUGGAUUUAGCAAUAAUUGGGAAGCGACUGUUUGUGGAUUAUGGAUUGGAAUAUGUGGUGGAUUCAAAAAACAACAAGGAAUAUUUGUUUCGGCAGUUCUUCUUGCUAAUUACCGUGUUAUAUUUGCUCCACAUGAUGAUUUUUAUUGUAAUGUAAAGUCAAUAAUUCCAUCAGAGAAAAAUGAAAUUGGAAGAUAUUCAAAAGUUGAAAGAGGUCGGAAAAUGACACGAAAUAAAGAUGAUCCGAUUUAUGGAACACUUAAUGCAACUCCUGGGACCAACAAGAAAAAUGAACAACCUCGAUCGUUUUUAAAUCGACUACUAAAAAGAUCAUAG